AUGACUCUGCCCGCGUUCGGGACGCGCGCCUGCCCGGGGAUGACCUGCGCGUUCUGGGACCCGCGCGCGUCCUUGGCACGGCCUGCCGCGUUUGGCAAUGACUGCCGCGUUGGGCCUCGCCUGUUGGCCUGGUCUGUCCCGUGCCCGUGCACCACCUGCGCGUCUGGGACGACCCUGCCGGGUUCUGGCACGACCUGCCGCGUUCUGGGGCAAUGGACCUGCCGCGUUCGGGUAACCGCCUGCGGUAUUGGCACCACCUGCCGUGUUUGGCACCACCUGCUCGGUUUGGCGUCACCUGCCGCGAUCCGGCACGCACCUGUCGGUUCCAGUACCCCUGCAGCUUUUCCUUUUCCUUUUUCCGGACAUACACUCCACGUCAGAUGUGUUGUCCGCGAGCUCCACCUUCACACAGCAGUUCUCGGCCUUCAUUAA
Sphenostylis stenocarpa is the source of this 432-nucleotide messenger RNA. Lineage: Eukaryota; Viridiplantae; Streptophyta; Magnoliopsida; Fabales; Fabaceae. The record is from the annotation of a GenBank genome assembly.